CAGACCCAGAACCAGGAUGCUGCUGCUGCUGCAAAUCCUCCUUGGGACUUUUGUCCUUCUGGCAAAUUCGGUCUCAGAAACUGCAGCCCAGGCCCGGUUCUCCUAUUCCGGGGAGUACGGCUCGGCUGUGGGGACCUCGUUCUCUUACUCUGGAGACCACAUCUGGGGCCCCAUCACGGCCUUCCGGGUCUGGGAACACCCCGGCAGCUUCAUCAAAGCCCUCCAGUUCCAAUUUGCUGGCACGUGGAGCAAGACGUACGGCUAUGAGGAGGGCAAACAUGACGAGGUGACCCUGUUCCCGGGCGAGGAAAUCACGCAGAUCUCCGGGAAACACUCCACCUACGUCUUCCAGCUCAUCUUCUCCACCAACCACGGACGCACCUUCUUCUUCGGCCAGCCGGCCGGGGAGAGCUUCAACGCCGUCCCCCUGGAGCAGGGCAACGUCCUGGCCUUCGUCACCGGCCACCACAACGGGGUGGGCAUCACGGGCAUCGGGAUGCACUGGGACCACUCCAGCUCGCCGGCGUUAAAAGCCUAUGCCCAGGUCCCAGAGGCGGGGAAUCCCUCUGGCUAAUGGAGCCCAUCCAGGCCAGCAAAAUCCUGUGGCGGGGCGUUCCCCUCGUUAACACCUCGGCCUGUGCCCGCUCCGCAUGGCACCGUGGAGCCAGUCGCUGGCUGUGAUCAGUGGCUGAUUAACUAGAGCCAGAUUGCUUGAUUUACGGACGUGCUCAUUAAAACGAU
This is a messenger RNA of Mauremys reevesii (Reeves's turtle), 741 nucleotides long. Its product is annotated as zymogen granule membrane protein 16-like. The record is from RefSeq and is a predicted model, not a curated record. Bases 17 to 574 code for a protein of 185 amino acids. Lineage: Eukaryota; Metazoa; Chordata; Testudines; Geoemydidae. The transcript is spliced from 4 exons.